AUGUACCACGACUCUAUGCUCGCAGCCGGCGACUACGAGGGCAAGCCUACUGAAGAAGAAUUGAAGACGCUUCGUCGCGUAGCGGGCAAGCUACCGAUCGUCGCAUAUGUCAUUUGCUUCGUCGAAUUCGCAGAGCGUGCCUCUUACUACGGUGUGCAACAGCUCAUCUCCAACUUUGUCAACCGUCCCCUACCGCUCAAUGGCAACGGCUAUGGUGCACCUCCCCGCGGUACCCAGGAGACUGCCGGUGCUCUUGGUCUCGGAACGGUCAAGGCCAAUGCCGUUUCGCAGUCCUUCUCUAUGAUGGUGUAUGUGCUUCCAGUCCUCUUCGGAUGGAUCGCCGACACCAAGACGGGUCGCUUUAAGCUCAUCUGCUACGGUGUUGGUGUCUUUGGUGUUGCACACCUUCUGAUGUGCAUCUCUGGUGCGAAGCCACUUCUGGCAGACGGCAGUGCCAAGAUCCCAUAUCUCAUCUCGCUCUACAUCCUUGCCAUCGGUGCCGCCAUGUUCAAGCCUUGCGUUUCCCCGCUGCUUCUUGACCAAAUGACCCACAGAGUUCCUCGUGUCGUGACAACCAAGAAGGGCGAGCGAGUGAUCGAAGAUCCAGAAGCUACAACGGAACGUGUCAUGCUUUGGUUCUACCUGCUCAUCAACAUUGGCGGUUUUAUGGGCGUGGCCACUACCUACGCCGAGAAGUACGUUGGAUUCUGGCUUGCUUUCUUGCUCCCAAUGCUGUUGUACCUCCCACUGCCAUUCCUGCUGUGGUUCCUCAGAAAGCGCCUCAUCCUUCACCCUCCGGCUGGAAGCGAUCUCGGCAAUGUCUUCAAGGUUCUCGGUGUUUGCUUCCGACGAGGUGGCAUUAAGAGAAUCGGGCGCCACGGGUUCUGGAAUCUUGCCAAGCCAUCCAACAUCGCUGCUGCUGGUCUCAGCAUCAAGACUUCGUGGAACGAUCAAUUCGUCGAUGACGUCAGGCGUACAUUCCAGGCUACUGGGAUCUUCUGCUUCUUCCCCAUCCAGUACAUCAACGACAAUGGUCUCGGAAGUGCUGCCGGGUACCUCUCGACGAUGCUGACUACCAACGGUGUGCCAAACGAUGUCAUCCAAAACUUCAACAGCUUGUCCAUCAUCUGUACGGUUCCCAUCUUCAACUACGGAUUGUAUCCGCUGCUCCGAAAGGCUAAGAUCCAUUACGGUCCAGUAGCUCGUAUCACUACUGGUCUCUUCAUGUCUGCAGUCGGUGGUGCGGGUUACGCUGUUCUCAACUACUACGCCUACCAGCAGUCACCUUGCGGAAAAUACGGCUCAAGCGACUGUACCAUUGGCACUGGCGUUGCACCCAUCACCGUCUGGUGGAUGGCCAUUCCAUACGGUCUCGGAGGUAUUUCUGAGAUUUUCGUCAAUGUUCCAGCAUACGGUAUUGCAUACUCCCGAGCUCCAGUCAACAUGAGAGGUCUUGUCUCAGCCCUGAACCUCUUCAACACCGGUGUUGCUUAUGCGAUUGGCCUUGCUUGCUCUUCCAUUGUCACUGAUCCGUACCUUACCUGGGACUUUGGUGGACCCGCCAUUACUGGUGGUGUCUUGAGCGUCGUCUUCUACCUCCUCUUCCGACACAUCGACAAGGAGGAGUAUCACUUGAGUGAGAACGAGGACAAUACCGACUACCAUCUCAAUAUGCAGGGAACUGUCAAUGUUGUUCGAGCAAACUCGAUCAACGGAACCACGAACAUUCCUCCGAAAAUUGCCGAGAAUGAAGAGAUGAUGAUCUCGCAGAAGCAGUAG
Molecule: messenger RNA, 1779 nt
Organism: Pseudocercospora fijiensis CIRAD86
Lineage: Eukaryota; Fungi; Ascomycota; Dothideomycetes; Mycosphaerellales; Mycosphaerellaceae
Exons: 2
Coding region: 1-1779 (592 amino acids)
Biological process (GO): transmembrane transport
Cellular component (GO): membrane
Molecular function (GO): dipeptide transmembrane transporter activity
Source: RefSeq, a predicted model, not a curated record